AUGUAUAUCCCUCUGCCAUCCGGCGACCGAGCGCCAAGGAGCUUCGGACCCGAGACGGAGGGCCGUCCACUCGAAGCUUCACGGCCACAAGCUCUCAUAAAAAGACAGGUCUCCAUCUCUGGUGGACAGACGACCGACCUCACUGUCGGUAUCACAGUUGGCGUCGCCGUUCUGAUCUUUCUGCUCGGAGCGGGCGCAUUCCUCUACUACUACAGGGUAUCUCUCAAAAAGAUCAGCCGCCGCCGACGUCGUCGCGCACGCCGCAGCCACCAUUAUCAUCACCACAAGUCUGUCAGCUCCAGGAGCUCCAAGAGCUCGGCCGACCACGCCUCGGCAUCCCACCCGUCUCCUUCAGCCCCGCCUUCUGCUGCUCCGGCAAGCGCUGCGCCCGCCGACCCUCCCGCCGACCCUCCUGCUGAUCCCCCGGCCGAUCCACCGGCCGACCCGCCUCCUGAGAAAUAG
Messenger RNA from Colletotrichum higginsianum IMI 349063, 462 nucleotides. RefSeq lists its product as uncharacterized. The coding region runs from base 1 to 462 and encodes 153 amino acids. The record is from RefSeq and is a predicted model, not a curated record. Lineage: Eukaryota; Fungi; Ascomycota; Sordariomycetes; Glomerellales; Glomerellaceae. The transcript has a single exon.